Prorocentrum cordatum is the source of this 1764-nucleotide messenger RNA. The record is from the annotation of a GenBank genome assembly. NCBI's taxonomy places the organism in Eukaryota, Dinophyceae, Prorocentrales, Prorocentraceae.
AUGGCAGCCAUGGCCGCCGACGCAGCAGGUUCCCCGGCGCCCGCGGCCGCGGAGCGCGCGCGCAGCCACAGCCCGGCGCCCCGCUCCCCGGAGCGGGGGCCCGACAGCGUGUCGCGGCUCCUCGAGAGGAGGCGCGAGUGGAAGGAGGGCGCAGCGGCGGCCGCUGCCGAGAGCGCAGGGCAGCUCGAGGCCUGGCAGGAGGCGAUGAGCAAGACGCACAGCCCUUCUGCAACAGGGCGUGGCGAGAUGCUCGACCUGGUGGAGACGGUGGUCAGCGCGGCGGUCUCGGCGGCAGUACGCUCUGCCACGCCGCACAAGGCACGGCCGCAGCCAAGGCCUUCAGUCAGACCGACCGCAGCGCCGUUGCAGGCCAUCAUGGACGGCAAGGAGCACGCGCUGGACUCGCUCGACGCGUCCGGUGACGAUCCUGCGUUCGCGCUCCCGCUCGCCAAGGGCGUCGACGGCGGCUUCGGCGUCGACGGGCCCUUCCUGGCCGAGCUCGGCACCGACGCCCGAGCGCAAGGGGAGGUCUCGCUCGGCCAGGGUGGUCGACUGAGCAGGGCCUCCUACUACGACCUGGACCCCAAGGAGAAGGACCGCCUCCACGGGCUCAAGGUGGAGAGCGGCGACGAGCUCCUGGACUGGUACGACGACGUGGGGAUCGCGGGCAAGCAGUACGCAUCUUCGGCAGCUGGGUUCAUGGACGGCAUGGGCGCCGUGGGACACGAGCUUGCGGAGGUGCCGCCGUUCCCGUCCCUCGGCGUGCUGGGCAACUUCGAGGUGGACGUCGGCAGUCGCGAGCUGGUGGCAAGCCAGAUGGACUACGAGGGCGUCACGGACAACUUCAAGGUGGUGGACGUCGAGAGUCGCGUGCUGGUGGCAAGCCAGGUGGACAUCGAAGGCGUCGCGGGCAACUUCAAGGUGGACGUCGAGAGUCGGGCGCCGGUGUCAAGCGUAGACCUCGACGGAGAGCGAGAGCAAGGUGGUCUUCCAGAGUGGGUUCGCCAGCUCAACGAGGGCAUCUUCGAGAAGCAGGAGCAGGUGGUGGCCGCCCGCCGCCUCGGCGUCGACGUGGUCACGGCUGUGCUCCCCGCGAAGGGCCAGGUCGUGAAGGCCGAGUGCGGCGAGAACAGCGGCGAGGUGGAGGUCGGUCGCAAGUCGCGGAAGGAGCAGGUCCUGGAGGUCAUCAUGGGCCUGAUCCUGCACUUCAAGGAUGAGGACCUCCACUACGCGGGCGAGCUCAUCGAGCUCUACGACGGGCUGAUGCUCGACGUCGAGGGCUCCCAGCGGGACCAGGGGUUCGCCCCCCUCCGCGCCCCCGCUCGCUCGGCCAUGGAGUCGCGCUCGGCGCGGCGGCGGCGGCAGCGGCGCGCCGCCGCCCGCUGCGCCGCCGCCGCCGGCCUGGCCGGCCUGCUGCCGCCGCGGCCCGGCGUGGCCCCUGGCUGCCUCGCGGCCGCCGCGGCCGUGGCGGCGGCCGGCCGCGGCGAGACCGCCGCGGCCGCCGGCGCUGUGGCGCGCGCUGCUGCUCUGGGGCCAGCCGCGGCGGCCGCGGCCGCGCGGGCGCGGCGGCUGCCGCCGGCCGCCGCGGCCGCUGGUGCCGCCGCUCCCGCCGCCGGCCUCCCCGCCGCGGCCGCCUUCGGGGCCGGUGCGGCCGCGAGGGCUGGGCCGGCUGGCGGCGGCGGCCUGCCCGCCGAGGCGCUCGCCGCGGCCGCCGCUGCUGCCGAGGCCGAGGUUGAACUACAAUGGACCGUUGGAUUGGACUAG